AUGCCGCUGAGCCUGCGCCUGCCCUCCCUGGCAGCUCUGCUGUCCCGCUGCCUGCCCGAGCUGGGGGUCCCCCGCCUCCCCCCUUCUGCCACCCGUGGUCCCCGCGGCUUGGCAGAGAUGCCAGGGCCCAGCCCUGCUGCCUUCCUCUAUGAGCUGCUCUGCCGGGGAGGCCUGCGGAGGCUGCACGAGAUGCAGGUGGAGGGUCGUGCCCGCUACGGGCCGGUGUGGAAGGCGAGCUUCGGGCCCAUCCUGACCGUGCAUGUGGCAGAGGCAGGGCUGAUCGAGCAGGUGCUGCGCCAGGAGGGCGAAUUCCCGGUCCGCUCCCAGCUCUCCUCCUGGAAGGAUUACCGGGAAUGCCGCGGGCGAGCCUGCGGGCUGCUCACCGCGGAGGGCGAGGAGUGGCAGAGGCUGCGGCGCCUGCUGGGGUCGCUGCUGCUGCGGCCGGGGGCGGCCGAGGGCUUCGCGGCGCCGGUGGCCGCCGUGGUCCGGGACCUGCUGCGGCGCCUGCGGCGGCAGCGCGACCGCCACCCCCGGCAGCUGGUCCCCGACGUCGCCACCGAGUUCUACAAGUUCGGCCUGGAGGGCAUCUCCUCGGUGCUCUUUGCCUCCCGCCUGGGCUGCCUGGAGCCGGAGGUGCCGCGGGACACAGAAGCCUUCAUCUGCUCCAUCCACACCAUGUUCCUCCUCACCCUGCUCACCAUGGCCAUGCCCAAGGCCCUGCACCGCCUCUGCCCCAGGCCCUGGCAGAGCUUCUGCGAGGCCUGGGACUUCCUCUUCACCUUCGCCCAGGGCCACAUUGACCGGCGUGUGGCCGCGGUGGCCGAGCAGGGCACAGCCCUGGGGCAGGGCUGCCUCACUGACCACCUGGCCCAGCAGCAGGUCCCCAUGGAGCUCAUCUACGGCAACGUCACCGAGCUGCUGCUGGCUGGGGUGGACACGAUCUCCAGCACCCUGUCCUGGAGCCUGUACGAACUGGCACAGCACCCAGGGGUGCAGGAGGCUCUGCACCAGGAGCUGGUGGCAGCACUGGGCACCAGCUGUGACCCCUCAGGCACUGCGCUGGGCAAGGUGCCCCUGCUGAGGGCUGUGGUGAAGGAGACCCUGAGGCUGUACCCUGUCAUCCCUGCCAACGCCAGAGUCAUCCCCGACCGCGACAUCCGUGUGGGCGACUACCUGGUGCCACGCCAGACCCUCAUCACCCUCUGCCACUACGCCGCCUCCCGGGACAGCUGCCACUUCCCGGAGCCCGAUGCCUUCCGGCCGGAGCGCUGGCUGCGCCCCGCGGGCCCCCACCACCCCUUCGCCUCGCUGCCCUUCGGCGUGGGCAAGCGCAGCUGCAUCGGUCGCCGCCUGGCAGAGCUGGAGGUGCACCAGGCACUGGCACAGAUCCUGCUGCGCUUCGAGGUGCGGCCAGAGCCCGGCGGUGCCCGCGUGCGCCCCAUGACCCGCACGCUGCUGGUGCCCGAGGCCUGCAUCAGCCUCCAGUUCCUCGACCGCUGA
This is a messenger RNA of Dryobates pubescens (Downy woodpecker), 1500 nucleotides long. RefSeq names its product 25-hydroxyvitamin D-1 alpha hydroxylase, mitochondrial. The transcript is spliced from 10 exons. Gene Ontology annotation, molecular function: monooxygenase activity; oxidoreductase activity, acting on paired donors, with incorporation or reduction of molecular oxygen; iron ion binding. Bases 1 to 1500 code for a protein of 499 amino acids. Gene Ontology annotation, cellular component: mitochondrial inner membrane. Gene Ontology annotation, biological process: cortisol metabolic process; cholesterol metabolic process; glucocorticoid biosynthetic process. NCBI's taxonomy places the organism in Eukaryota, Metazoa, Chordata, Aves, Piciformes, Picidae. The record is from RefSeq and is a predicted model, not a curated record.